AUGGCACCAGAAGACACUACCAUGGGCAAUACCAACUCCGCCGAUGACGCUCUUGCUACAUUCCUUGCUUCAGAGCAAGACACAUCCAACAAAAGAAGCGCAUCCGAGACAGGACCGACAAAUGGGCCCCCGACCAAGAAGAGAAGCACCAAAUGGUGCAAUGCCAACCAGGCCGGAGGGGCCCAACAUAUUGCUGAUUCUCUGAUAACUGUUCAGUGUCUAUUCUUCUGCGAUCCGCCUGAUGUUCCUCUUAACAACCUAAAAGCCGAUGUCGCUGAGCUCAAGGGAGCACAGGUUGUCGCUGACUCAGUCGCUGAAGGUGCCCAGAAGUCUGCGAUUACAGCAAACAAUAAAAUCAAGGAGUUGGAAAAGUUGCAAAAGCCUAACAAACGGGUUGACAAUCUCUCUCAUAUCAUCGAAUUCGUUUGUAAACGAGUUAAGCAACUCUGA
Messenger RNA from Fusarium coffeatum, 450 nucleotides. RefSeq lists its product as uncharacterized. The transcript has 4 exons. Bases 1 to 450 code for a protein of 149 amino acids. NCBI's taxonomy places the organism in Eukaryota, Fungi, Ascomycota, Sordariomycetes, Hypocreales, Nectriaceae. The record is from RefSeq and is a predicted model, not a curated record.